AUGGCUUCUGGCCGAGGUGGAUCUGUAGCACGAGGUCCAGGCGGCGCUCGGAGCGGCGUACCAGGUUCUCCACCACGACCUAUGGAGGGGCGGGUAGGGGAUGGACCUGGAGGAGCCGGCGCUUGCUUUGUGGGAGGGUUUCUUUCCUUAGCGGCGCCGACAUCACGUCAGUCUUUCCGCUACGACGGCCCACGACCCCCUCCUUCAGGGCAGACACAGCCGGAGAGUGGCAGUGGGGAGGAGGAUGAGGAGGAGGAGGGUGAUGGCGAAGAGGAUGAGGACGAUGAGGGGAGCGGGGAUGACAGUGAGGCAGGGUGGGACCCAGAGAAAGAUGGCGGUGGGGAGGGGGGAGAGGAUGAUGAAGACCACGAGAUGGAUGGGUUGGAGCCAGAGGGGCAGGAAGAGGAGGUGGGAGAGGGUGGUGGAGAGGCGGCGACGGAAGCGGGCUCACACCAUGUGCGUGAAGGUGGUGGGAGCGUGGGGGUUGCCGUGGGGAAGAAGGCCAAGACCAUUAGGCCGCCAAGGCGGGGGAAGAGGGUGAGCAAGUUGAGGGAGCGGGCGUACCCCGCUACGUUCACAGGGGAGCCGUUGGGCGAGGGUGUGAUCGCACCGGAGUUCCUAGACGAUGACGGAGGGUCAGAAAGUAGCAAGGGGACGGGCAGCAGGAAACCGGGGUGGCAAGUUAUGAUGUUCGGACCGAAGGACGCAGACGAGAAGCGUCAGUGCAAGAUUUGCACUGACAAGAUCUCGUGGAAGCAGUCCACAACCACUCUCGGCGAGCGGCACUUCGCGAGCCACCAUACAGCGCAUUUGCUCGUGUGGCACCACCGUUACCACACCCCGUCCAUACAGUUGCCAGGCGAGACGUUUCCUCGAGGGGGAUACAAGGGUGUGCCAGAUGGCUACGUCGAAGCUUACCCGCAUGCUAAGACGUGGCCUCAUCUCGCGACCAAGACAGGGCAGGAAGCUGGUGGGGAUAAGAAGGGGGGCGGGAUUGAGCGGUUUAUGACAACAAAGCUGACUUCGGUGGAGCUCCGACAGGCGAUCGCCAAGCUAGUGGUCACCUGCGACCUCCCCUUCCGCAUCGUGGAGGCCGAGGCUGUAAUUUCGGGAGCUGCUGAUCCUGCUAAAUCGCAACUGCGCGCAGAAGAACUUCAUCCCCUCCCGAUGGACGGUCUCCCGCGACACCGUUGUCUUUGCGGCGGCCGCUCUCCAGUCCGCCAUCGCGGAGAUGCUGGCGAAGGAGGGGGAGCUGGGGUGACCGGGCACUGGAUAGACGAGGCCUUCCAGCUGCGGACGAUGGUGCUUGAGAUCCGUGAGAUGCUCGGGCGGCAUGGGGGCAAGGAGAUAGCAAAGGUGGUUGAGGAGACAGUGGUGCAGUGGAAGUUGGAGGGGCGUUGUCUUGGGUUGACGUCAGACAACGCCUCCAGCAACAUUGCUGCCUUCAGGCGGCUGUCGGAGGAGGGGUGUGGGAGGUGCUUCUUCACCGAGCGCAUGCACUUCCGCUGCCUGGCACAUGUGAUCAACCUUGCAGUGAAGGCUGCUCUCGCAGUGGCCGCCAUACGCAAGCUGCUGAAGAUCCUGAGGGAGAUGGCGUCGUGGGUGGGCUUCUCGCCGCAGCGCUCAGGGAAGUUUCUGGGCCUACAACGGACCUUGAACGCGCAGGCCAACCCCGCCAAACCGAAGCCGGCGCUGAAGCUGGUGCAGGACUCACCCACGCGCUGGGGGUCGACCCACGACAUGGUCGAGCGAGCCGGGGUUCUGCAGGAACCAAUCAAUGUCUUCUUUGCCCAGACACAGCCACCCUCAGUAACCCAAGUUUCAUUGGUUCAACCAUGCCUGUCCAAACCCCCCAACCUACAGGGCUUGUCGGCGAUUGACAAGAAGAAGGUCGAAAGCUUGCGCCUGACAGACGCAGAUUGGGAGACUCUGCAUGCUGUCAAGGCAUUCCUCAGUCCAUUCGCCAGGGUCUCGAAGGCAGCGGAGGGGGCGGCGUACCCUACAGUGUCGAUGGUGGUGCCGUACUACAACGGCCUGAUCGACGCUUUGGAGGCGCGCCUUGCGAAGGGGCCAUCGGCUGCGCUGAAGCCGAUGAUCGAUGCGGCGCUGGGGGUGCUGAAGAAGUAUGCGUAUAUGUCCUCCAACGAGCUGUGGAUCGCCACCUUCUUGGACCCGUCCAUGAAGGCGGCGUGGUUUGAUGACGAGCACUGGGAGUCGCAGCAUCCCGAGACCGAGCCGAGGGUGAGGCCGCGUCCCACUUCUAGCGAGGUGGUCCAGCUGGUACGCGACCGCGUGACCGAGUACCAGGCCCGGGCUGCAGCGCUAGCCCCCCGGGCGCCCCCACUUGCCACUGUGACGGAGGAGGAGGAGGGUGACGCAGCGGAUGACGACGAGGAUGCGCAGUAUAUCCCUAGUCGCCGUCGACUUGCAGCGCGUCUCUCAGCGAGCCAGCAGGCGGGGAGGGGCAGGAUGCUACAGGAUGACGAGGUUAGCAGGUACCUGUCGGAGCGGGUUCGGGAUGACGUGACGGAGUUGGAGUACUGGCGCACCGCCACCAACAUGCAGACGCUUAGGCGCAUGGCCCGGGAUUAUCUCGCGAUCCCUGCCACGUCCGCAUCGAGCGAGCGGGUGUUCUCCCUUGGCCGCAACGUCAUUUCCUGGAAGCGGCACCGCCUGGCCUCCCAGAGAACGCGAGCUAUCAUGGUUCUCCGAUCCUGGUACACCUCACACCCCGGCCAGAGGAUAGGCGAGGGCCGCCGACAGAGAGGCGUCGCACCGCCCGAGUUUGCCAUUGAGGGCGAGGGGGCGGAGGAAGACGACGAGGAGGAGGAGGAUGAGGAGGAGGAGGAGGAGGAGGAGGGGGAGGGUGUGGGGGCUGCUGAUGACACAACUGGCGGGGUGGAGCCUGCUGUUGGUAGUAGCAGUGGUGGCGCCAUAGCCUAG
Messenger RNA from Closterium sp. Yama58-4, 2943 nucleotides. The record is from the annotation of a GenBank genome assembly. Lineage: Eukaryota; Viridiplantae; Streptophyta; Zygnematophyceae; Desmidiales; Closteriaceae.